CUGAUCUUGAAAGUAAUACUUGCUUGUCUUUAAAAAACGCAAACAAUGUAGAAGUGUAUAAUGUUGAAAAUAAAAGCCUUCUUGCCAUCAUUCCUAAUUCUAUAAAUAACUACUGCUAAUAGUUUGAUGAAUCUCAUGUAUGACAAGGACUUGGUACUUCUGUCACCAUUUUUUAUUUUCUCCCUUAUGACACCAAUAAUUCAUCAUAGUAUUCUUUUCCCUUGAGCUUGGAUAUUCUCAAUUGGCCAUUCUUGGCAGCUAUUUUUGAUAGACUAGAGUUGAUGUUUAUGAUGAAACCAGUUGACCAUCCUUGGUAUAUAUAAUUUUAAUCCUUUACACAUAAAUAUGCACAUUAUUUAGGUGAUUUUUAGAGACUGUUGCUGUUGGAAUAUUAGUGGAAAGUUGUGGCAUUUUUGAGCUGAAAAGCCUUUAAAGAUUAUCUGAUAGCCCUACUAUUUGAUAUGAGAUGAGGAAACGUUCUUUUAUAAAAAAUUACUCAGUUUUUAUUUAUAUAGAGAUGAGAAAGAUAAACAUGGAAGUAAAAAGAAAAUAAAUUUUGAAAUACCCAACUUAUUAAAAUAUGAUAGAAUUUUGUUGAAGAAUAUAAAAUCAAGACCUGAAGAAAUGGAGGUGCGUGAUACGUUCCUAGAAACAUAAAGUUAAUGUCAUUAUUAACAUGUCAGACCAGGUGCAGUGGCUCAUGUGCGUAAUCCCAGCACUAUGGGAGGCCAAGGCAAGUGAUUGCUUGAGUCCAGCAGUUGGAGACCAGCCUGAGCAACAUGGCAAAACCCCAUCUCUACAAAAAAUACAAAAAUUAGCCAGGCCUGGCUGCGCACCUGUAGUCCUAGCUACUUAGGAAACUGAGAUGAGAGGAUCACCUGAGCCUGGGGAGGUAGAGGAUGUAGUGAGCCAUGAUUGUGCCACCGCACUCCAGCCUGGGUGACAGAGUGAGACUCUGUCUGCAAAAAAAACAAAAACAAAAAAAGUCAAUCCUUUGUAAAUUAAUACAUACAUUUGAUACAAUUACAAUGAGAGUCUCAACAGGUAAGUUUACAAGUUGAUUCUAAACUUCAUCUUGAAGAAUAAAUGUGCCAGAAAACCCAAGGAGAUUUUGAAAAAGCAAAGUUGUAAAUAAGAUUUUUGUCUACCACAUGUUGAAGUAUACUGUAAAGUUGUUGAUUUAAAAAUAAGCGUGAUACUGGUAUAGAAGAUGAGAGGAGCAGAAUGUAGAAACCAGGAACAGAUCGAAAUGUACAUGAGAACUUAUUAUAAAAGUGGCAGUUUAAUUAAGUGUGGGAUAUUUUAAGAGAUAGGAAAAACCAAAGUUGUUUUUGCUAUUCUCAAACUCAACACAGCACAGAACACUUCUACACCAGAUGUGUGGGGUUUUUUCCCCACACCCUGCAAUUCAGUUCAAUUCUGACACUAACCAAAAAUUAGUGCAGGACCCAUAGUUUAGGGGCUCAGUCACACAGGACUGCCCUCCACUUUAUAUGCCAUUUGUAAGUCUUAGGUUGUGCCCUGUACUUCUGACCAACCAGCUGUAAAUUGAGGUUCUCAGGACCCCUUUCUUGGUCCAGUUAUUUGCUAGGAUGGGAAACACUUAGGUUUACCCAUGUAUUAUAAAGGAUACUACAGAAGAUGCAGAUGAUUAGCAAAAUACAGGGCGAGGUCUGGAAGGGUCCGGAGUGCAGGAGCUUCUUUCCCCACUUUCCCAGCAUAUGGAUGUGUUUCGUAAUCUGGGAACUCUCUGAAACCCAUGGUUCAGGGAAUUUUAUGGAGGCUUCAUCACAUGGGUAUAAGAAACUCAAUCUCUAGCCCUGCUUCCCUUCCCAGAGGAUGGGGAGUAGGUUGGUGGGGCUGAAGGUUCUAAGUUUCUGUUCAUGGCUUUAUCUUUCUGGUGACCAGCCCACAUCCAGGAGCCCAACAAGAGUUGCCUCAUUAGAAAAAGACACACUUGUCACCUAGGAAAUUCCAAGGGAUUAGGAGUUCUGUGUCAGGAAUUGAGGACAGAGACUAAAUAAUUUUUUUUUUUUUUUUUUUUUUUUGGGACGGAGUGUCACUGUCGCCCAGGCUGGGGUGCAGUGGUGCAAUCUCGGCUCACUGCAACCUCUGUCUCCCGAGCUCAAGUGAUUCUUCCACCUCAGCCUUCCAAGUAGCUGGUAUUACAAGCACCCACCACCACACCUGGCUAAUUUUUGUAUUUUUAGUAGAGACAGGGUUUCGCCAUGUUGGCCAGGCUGGUCUUGAACUCCUGACCUCAAGUGAUCCGCCCGCCUUGGCCUCCCACAGUGCUGGGAUUACAGGUGUGAGCCACCAUACCCGGCCUACAUAUUUCUUAAUACAGGCUGAGUAUCCCUUAUCUGCAACACUUGGGACCAGAAGUGUUUUGGAUUUUGGAUUUGUUUUGAGUUUAGAAUAUUUGCAUUAUACUUAUCGGUUCAACAUCCCCAAUCUGAAAAUCUGAAAUAUGAAACACCCCAAUGACCAUUACCAUUGAAUGUCAUGUUGGCACACAAGAAGUUUUGGAUUUUGGAGCAUUUUGGAUUUUGGAGUAUACAGGGAUACUCAACCUGUAUAUCACAGUAUCAUAAUGUAAAUUAUUCAAAUUGAGCUGUGAUAAUUAUCUUAUUAUAUAACUUUAAAAAAGUUAAUUUUUUAAAGAUAAAUUUAGAGCUUUACCUAACACCCUACACAUAAAUAAAAUUUAAGUAUAUAAACGUCAAGCACUUUUUCCACGAAGGUUCACAUGGCCUUGAGAGUACCAAAUGUAAAACAGCUCAUCAUUAGUUGUUGAAAUUAUUGCCAUUAAACAAGUAUACUAACUGGCCAUGUAUUCCUUGAGUAGAAUGGUGGGUAGAAUAAUCUCUGGCAUGUAUUUAUGUAGUCAUUUUCCAAAUAUUUAUUGAGUACCUAUACAUUGGGGAUACUCUUCCCUCAUGGAAUUUAUAGUUAGGGGCAUAAGGAGGGACAGUUAGAUAAGUAAAAUGUAUAUAUGUUAGGUGGUGAUAAGUGCUACAUAGAAAAAUAAAGCAGAAAAGGAGGAUAGGAGUGACAGAGUGGAGUUUUACAGUUUUAAAUAACCUGAUCAGGAAAGAUCUCACUGAGAAGAUAGGAUUUAAGCAAAGACCUGAAGGAGGAAAGGUAAUGAGCAUGGAGAUAAUUGGGGAAAUAAUAUUUCAGGUAUAGAGAUUUGCAAAUGCUAAGGCUCUAAAGUGGUACCCACAGUGACUGGAUCACUUUGAAGGAGGAGAAUAGUAAAAGAUAAGCUGCGAAAAUAUCAGGAAGUCAAGCCUGUAUUCAUUGUAAGGAGUUGGCAUUUAUUCUGCAUAAGCUGUGAAGCUGCCUGGUUUUUAGCAGAGGAAUGAUGUGAUGUAACUUAAAAAGUUUAACCAGAUUGGGUUGCUGUAUGGAAAGUAAACUUUAAGAGAGCAAAGGCAAAAGCAAGAAUAUCAGUUAAGUGACUAAUAGAACAACGCUAUGAGAGAUGAUAGCUUAUGAUUUGCUUAUGAAUUAUAUACAGAGUAUGGGAGAAGGAGCAAGAUAUCAGGGAGGACUCCAAGAUGUCUGGCAUGAUUAAGGGUAGAGUUUCCAUUAACUGAGGUAGACAGACCUACUGCAGAAGGUUUUGGGAGCAGAUCAUACAUCAUUGAACUAAGAUGCCACCACUUGUAGCUUCCAAUUAAAAUUAAACUAGCACAGAUAGUUUGAAAUGUGCAUCCCAGUUUCAGAGAUGUUAAAAUGUUUUUUUAAAAAAGGAACUUUUCGGAAUCAAACAUGGUAAAGUUUGAGAUGCCUAGUAGAUACUCAGGCAGAGCUGGGCACGGUGGCUCAUACCUGUAAUCCCAGCACUUAGGGAGGCAGAGGCGGGAGGAUUGCUUGAACUCAGGAAUUCACCAACCUGGGCAACAUAGCGAGACUCCAUCUCCACACACACACAAAAAGGUCUGAGAUUCAGGUAGAAAUGUUUUUAGUGGGCAGUUAGAUAUAUAAACCUGUCAUUCUUGGAGAAGUCUGAGCUGAAGAUAAACACAUUUGGGAAAUCAUUAGUAUUAUGAUGGAUUAAAUCACCAAUGAAGCAGGGAUAGAUAAAGAAGAGUUCUAAGAACGUAUCUGCUACAGUGCACCGUUUAGAGAUUGAACAUAGGGAAAACUAGGAAAGGAAACUGAGAGUUGGCUAGUGAGUCAGAAGAAUACAGUACUUGGAAACCAGCACUUGGAACAACUUCAGGAGGAGUCAGUUGUCUAUCACCUGUGUCUGAUACUGCUGAUAGGUCAAGUAAAUUGAGAACAGAGUUUAUUAUCCGCAUUUAUUGAGUUGGUCAUAUCAUUUAAGUUGAAGAAUUAAUUAAUUCCCUGAUGUUUGCUCAAUUUUGCAUUCUUAGAAUAACCCAGUUUGGUCAUAGUAUUUUUGAUGUGUUGCUAGAUGGGUUUUCUAGUAUUUUAUUUAGAAUUUUUACAUCCGUAUUUUGUUUGUGAAAGAUAUUUGUAGUUUGAAUGUUUGGUUAAGCUUACUGUUUAAAAAAAUCUGAUGUGUGUUAUAGGGUGUCUUGCAAAAAAAAUCAUCUGGCUUUUUUUUUUUCUAACUAUACUGAUUUAAUUUUUUUCUAACUACUGAUUUCAUUUAUUUAUAGUAAUCGGUUGCUUAGAUUUUUCUGUUUAUUCUUGGAUUACUGUGGUUAUUUAUACUUCGUAAAGGAUUUUCCCAUUUUUCUUAGUUUUAAAUUUUAUUGACAUGAAUACCAUCCUCUUAUUUGAGUUUACUAUAUAUAUUAUUUUAUACAAAACAGUAUGUCUUCUAAAGAUUGACUUGUCAAUUUUAGUAGUUUUUUUCAAUGAACUAACUUUUGCAUUUGUCGUAUAUCAUGGUUUUCUAUUUCAUUAAUUUCUAUUCUUACCUUUACUGAUUCUCAUUUUUUGAAAUGGAUAUUUAUUGCACUAAUUUUUAGUCUUGUUUACCCUAAUAUGAACAGUUAACGUUAAAAAUGUCCCACUUACUACUUUAGCUCCAUCUCUCAAAUUUUAGUAUAUAGUAUUUACUGUUUUUCAGUUCUGAAUAUUUUCUUUAUGAGUUCAUAAUUAGAAGUUGUUUCUAAUGUAGUGAUUUUCUUAUUUUUUAGUAUUGGUUUCUACUUUGAUUGUAGUGCAGUUAAAUAUAUAGAGAUACUGGUUUUAUGUUACUCAUCCUUUGAAAUGUCUUUCUUUUUGUAGUGAACUUUAGUAAUUGUUCUUUGGCUAAAAGAAUAAGUUUUCUUUUGUAGAUACCUGCAGUGUUCUGUAUUUGUGCAUUAGUGCAAGUUUAUUAGUUAUAUUGUCAAAUCUUCUAUAUUUUUGCUGAUUUCAGUUGUCAGAUUGAUACCUUAAUUACUGACAAAGGUGUAUUACACUAUUCCUCUAUGCAGAUUUGUGAAUUUUCCUUGUCCUGUCAAUUUUCGCCUUAUGUAUUUCUAGGACAUUAUUAGUUGCAUCUAAGAUUAAAAUUGUUUAUCUUCUCGCUUAGUCGCCCAGGCUGGAGUGCAGUGGCGUGAUCUCGGCUCACUGCAGGCUCCGCCUCCCGGGUUCACGCCAUUUUCCUGCCUCAGCCUCCCGAGUAGCUGGGAUUACAGGCGCCCGACACUACGCCCAGCUAAUUUUUUGUGUUUUUAGUAGAGAUGGGGUUUCACCGUGUUAGCCAGGACGGUCUCGAUCUCCUGACCUCGUGAUCCACCCACCUCGGCCUCCCAAAGUGCUGGGAUUACAGGCGUGAGCCACUGCGCCCGGCCGUGAAUUCAACUUUCUGUUGUUAGUGAAGAAGAUGGAUGAAUAGAUGGGAGGUGUGGAGCAGUAGUACUUCUAAAAGCGAGAAAUAAGUUCAGGGCUUCUGGAAAUCUUGUAAUCACCCGUGAGAUUGAUGUGGCAAAAAAUCAGUCCUUUUGGUUCAUCAACAAAAAAUCUACAACCCAGAAAAUAGUGGAAGAGAAAGUUGCAGCCUUAAAUAUUCAAGUGGGGAAUCUUUGCCAGUUUCUCCCUCAGGACAAAGUUGGAGAAUUUGCUAAACUCAGCAAAAUUGAACUCCUCGAAGCCACUGAAAAGUCAAUUGGUCCCCCAGAAAUGCACAAAUAUCACUGUGAACUCAAAAACUUAAGGGAGAAAGAAAAACAGCUCGAGACCUCAUGCAAAGAGAAAACUGAGUAUCUACAGAAAAUGGUUCAGAGGAAUGAAAGAUAUAAACAAGAUGUGGAGAGGUUCUAUGAACGGAAGCGACAUUUAGAUUUAAUUGAGAUGCUUGAAGCAAAAAGGCCAUGGGUGGAAUAUGAAAAUGUUCGUCAGGAAUAUGAAGAAGUAAAACUAGUUCGUGACCGAGUGAAGGAAGAGGUCAGAAAACUUAAAGAAGGGCAGAUUCCUGUAACAUGUCGAAUUGAAGAAAUGGAAAACGAGCGUCACAAUUUGGAGGCUCGAAUCAAAGAAAAGGCAACAGAUAUUAAGGAGGCAUCUCAAAAAUGCAAACAGAAGCAAGAUGUUAUAGAAAGGAAAGAUAAACAUAUUGAGGAACUUCAGCAGGCUUUAAUAGUAAAGCAAAAUGAAGAGCUUGACCGACAGAGGAGAAUAGGUAAUACCCGCAAAAUGAUAGAGGAUUUGCAAAAUGAACUAAAGACCACGGAAAACUGCGAGAAUCUUCAGCCCCAGAUUGAUGCCAUUACAAAUGAUCUGAGACGGAUUCAGGAUGAAAAGGCAUUAUGUGAAGGCGAAAUAAUUGAUAAGCGAAGAGAGAGGGAAACUCUAGAGAAGGAGAAAAAGAGUGUGGACGAUCAUAUUGUACGUUUUGACAAUCUUAUGAAUCAGAAGGAAGAUAAGCUAAGACAGAGAUUCCGUGACACGUAUGAUGCUGUUUUAUGGCUAAGAAAUAACAGAGACAAAUUUAAACAAAGAGUCUGUGAGCCCAUAAUGCUCACGAUCAAUAUGAAAGAUAAUAAAAAUGCCAAAUAUAUUGAAAAUCAUAUUCCAUCAAAUGACUUAAGAGCCUUUGUAUUUGAAAGUCAAGAAGAUAUGGAGGUUUUCCUCAAAGAGGUUCGUGACAAUAAAAAAUUAAGAGUAAAUGCUGUUAUUGCUCCCAAGAGUUCAUAUGCAGACAAAGCACCUUCAAGAUCUUUGAAUGAACUUAAACAAUACGGAUUUUUCUCUUAUUUGAGAGAAUUAUUUGAUGCACCUGAUCCUGUAAUGAGUUACCUUUGCUGUCAGUAUCAUAUUCAUGAAGUUCCUGUAGGAACUGAAAAGACCAGAGAAAGAAUUGAACGGGUAAUACAAGAAACCCGAUUAAAACAGAUUUAUACAGCAGAAGAAAAGUAUGUGGUGAAAACUUCUUUUUAUUCAAACAAAGUUAUUUCUAGUAACACAUCUCUAAAAGUAGCGCAGUUUCUCACUGUCACUGUGGACCUAGAGCAGAGAAGACACUUAGAAGAACAGCUAAAGGAAAUUCAUAGAAAAUUGCAAGCAGUGGAUUCAGGGUUGAUUGCCUUACGUGAAACAAGCAAACAUCUGGAGCACAAAGACAAUGAACUUAGACAAAAGAAGAAGGAGCUUCUUGAGAGAAAAACCAAGAAAAGACAACUGGAACAAAAAAUCAGUUCCAAACUAGGAAGUUUAAAGCUGAUGGAACAGGAUACUUGCAAUCUUGAAGAGGAAGAGCGAAAAGCAAGUACCAAAAUCAAAGAAAUAAAUGUUCAAAAAGCGAAACUUGUUACCGAAUUAACAAACCUAAUAAAGAUUUGUACUUCUUUGCAUAUACAAAAAGUAGAUUUAAUUCUCCAAAAUACUACAGUGAUCUCUGAGAAGAACAAAUUAGAAUCAGAUUAUAUGGCCGCAUCUUCACAACUCCGUCUUACAGAGCAACAUUUCAUUGAAUUGGAUGAAAAUAGACAGAGAUUAUUGCAGAAAUGCAAGGAACUUAUGAAAAGAGCUAGGCAAGUAUGUAACCUGGGUGCAGAGCAGACUCUUCCUCAAGAAUACCAGACACAAGUACCCACCAUUCCAAAUGGACACAACUCCUCACUCCCCAUGGUUUUCCAAGACCUUCCAAACACAUUGGAUGAAAUUGAUGCUUUAUUAACUGAAGAAAGAUCAAGAGCUUCCUGCUUCACGGGACUGAAUCCUACAAUUGUUCAGGAAUAUACAAAAAGAGAAGAAGAAAUAGAACAGUUAACUGAGGAACUAAAGGGAAAGAAAGUUGAACUAGAUCAAUACAGGGAAAACAUUUCACAGGUAAAAGAAAGGUGGCUUAAUCCUUUAAAAGAGCUGGUAGAAAAAAUUAAUGAAAAAUUCAGCAAUUUUUUUAGUUCCAUGCAGUGUGCUGGUGAAGUUGAUCUCCAUACAGAAAAUGAGGAAGAUUAUGAUAAAUAUGGAAUUCGAAUUAGAGUCAAAUUUCGAAGUAGUACUCAACUGCAUGAAUUAACUCCUCAUCAUCAAAGUGGAGGUGAAAGAAGUGUUUCUACCAUGUUAUACUUGAUGGCACUUCAGGAGCUAAAUAGAUGUCCAUUCAGAGUAGUUGAUGAAAUCAAUCAGGGAAUGGACCCAAUCAAUGAACGGAGAGUGUUUGAAAUGGUUGUAAAUACUGCCUGUAAAGAAAAUACAUCUCAAUACUUUUUCAUAACACCAAAGCUCCUGCAAAAUCUUCCUUAUUCUGAAAAGAUGACAGUUUUGUUUGUCUACAAUGGCCCUCAUAUGCUGGAACCAAACACAUGGAAUUUAAAGGCUUUCCAAAGGCGGCGGCGCCGUAUUACAUUCACUCAACCUUCUUAAUAAAAGUAAAGAGAGGGAACUUGGGAAUUUUUUUUGUUAAAUUCUGUUUAUAAGUAUGGCUCAACUGAAUAAAAGGAGAUUCACUAAAACGAAAAGCAGUUAUUUUUGGAAACCUGCUUUUAAAUACAAAUAGGUUGAUAAUGGAAACUAUAAUGACCUUUCCAAAAUAGCAGCUGGUAGUAAAAGUUAAGUCUUCUUCAGUCUUGGUUGAACUUGAGUUCUUGGCACUCUGACCAUGAGUCAUUCAGUUCUCAUGUUAAAAUGUACUUAAUAUUACAAAUCAAAGGUACAGUGGAAGAAGGGUUAAUCACAAGAAGUUACUUAUAUGGUAGCCCUGAGCUUUAAUUGCAGAGUAACUUUAAUUACUUUUAGAGCCUAAAGAUGACUCUAGAGCCUAAGUCCUAGUUUCUCCCAAUGUUAUAUUUAAUUUUAAAAAAUUGAUAUGAAAAUGUCUAAUGUAUAGUAAUAAUUUAUGACAGAUCUAGUCAUUUCUUCCUAUUAAAAAAGAUUACCUUAUCUCCAGUAGGAAAUGGAAUUUUAUGGGCCUUUAAAAGAAAGUUUUAUGAAACUUGAUGCUAUAAUUUUAUUGGUAUUUCAAGGGGAAAAAAGCACUGGGGUUCAAAAAUGGUAGCAGAACUGCUUUGAAAUGCUGCAAGGUGGCCACUAGAUGAUGCAAAAUACAACCAAAAGAUUGACUGAGAAUAAAAUUAGGUGACAAGGGUUUUUAAAGAAUAACCUUUUAAAGUGUGGGGGCAGGGGUUGCUUUUUUUUAUUUUAUUUAAAGUCAAUUAUAUUUUACAUCUUACAUUUCUAAAAGCAUUUUAUAAUUAUUUUUAGUAAGAUUUUUCUUAAAAUUUCAUAUACUGGUUUCUACAAUUUAUAUUUGAAAUUUCUCAGUGUUAUGUAAAGAGUGAUGGAAAAGCAUUGAUUUCUUUAAAACCGUAAUGUUUUUAGAACUUAAGCCUAUAGGGCCUUUCUUACAAUGUUGAUGUACCCAUUAUCUUAGAAAAUCUAGUUUAAACUGUUUUCUUUCACCGCAAAAGAAUUAAAUGGGAAAAUCAUUUGUUUAUCUCUAAGUUAUACUAAUUAGUAGAACCAAACAAAUUAUCUUCUUUUAAAAAAUAAAUCUUAUAGGAAAAUAGACAGUCCAAAGUCAUGUCUUUGAACAGUGGAUUGGAUCUGUGCCAGUAAUGACAAAAUUAUUUUUUUGACUUGCUUGCCUGAAUAAAUUGAAGAAUUGCUUUCAGUUUGGGUUUUGUAUAUUCUUAAGUAGCCAUUGAAAUUUAUAUUCUUAACUAGGUCAAAAAAUAAUGAGCCAUAAGUUUAUGUCCUCUCACUUAGACAUUUUCUCUUUAAAAAGGUAUUUUCUUCUUUAUAAACAUUUUAAAAGAGCCUUCCCUUCUUAAACUAACUCCAGUGCAUGAAGUGUGAAAAUAUUUUAAAAUGACAUUUUUACUAAUAUGAGCAAGUCAUGUAAACAUUGAAGAACUUGGUAACAUAUUAGUAAAUGGAUAUUACCAAAUGUUUUCAUCGUUAAUUACUUUGCGUUCCACCAAAAUAUCUUUACUAAAAUGUGCUUGGUGUAGUUUGUUUAUUGUCUAAAUUAGUACCAGUCAUCUUAUUUCUGCAAAAUGAGUAUCAAUGUGAAAAAGACACGUGAAGAUUAAGCAUGUUUGAAAAUAAAAUGGUCAAUUACAUUUCAAUUUACAUAGGCCAACAACUGUUCCAUACUUUGUUUGUAAACAUUUAAUUUCUCUACUGGACAAAAUUAAUAUUUGGCUUUACAUUGAAUUUUGAGCUGUGAAGAAUAAAUUAUGUAUCAUUUUAGCAUAUUAAACAGUAGUAAGUCUAGCACAUAGUCUCAGCCACUUAAAACAAAAGUUUUUUUGUUUGUUUGUUUGUUUGUUUUUUUGAGAUGGAGUCUCACUCUGUUGCCCAGGCUGGAGUGCAGUGGCGUGAUCUCGGCUUACUGCAACCUCCGCCUCCCGGGUUCAAGCGAUUCUCCUGCCUCAGCCUCCCAAGUAACUGGGACAACAGGCGCGUCCCACCACACCCAGCUAAUUUUUUAUACUUUUAGUAGAGAUGGGGUUUCAGCAUAUUGGCCAGGCUGGUCUCGAACUCCUGACCUUGUGAUCCACCCGCCUCGGCCUCCCAAAGUGCUGGGAUUAUAGGCGUGAGCCCCUGCACCCGGCCAAAAGUUGAUUUUUAAUUACAUAAAAAUCGUAAAAACUUCUAGUAAAAACUUGAUUUGGUGAAUACAGUUAUAUUUAAAAACCUUAAGGUGACAAGCAUUUUCUAUGCCUAAAUCUUCAUUGGUUUGCCUGGAAAGAGUCUCUGUUAAAAGAUUUUCCAUAUUCAAAGUAAAAGGAAAGAUUUCUUGCUUUCUAAUUGUCUUUUGGACACAUGCCUAUUUUCUUUGAGGUAUAAACCUUUAGAUGUGAAAAAUGUAAUUUCAUUCUGCUAUUGUGUGUGCUUGUGUGUGUGUAAUUGAAAAAACUGGGAAAUCCUGCUUUGUUGGUAAUAAAUCAAUAUUUUUAUAUUC
Messenger RNA from Homo sapiens (human), 11317 nucleotides. It is a transcript of the gene SMC5, whose product is annotated as structural maintenance of chromosomes 5. Gene Ontology annotation, cellular component: chromosome, telomeric region; nucleus; PML body. Gene Ontology annotation, biological process: double-strand break repair; chromosome organization. The record is from RefSeq and is a predicted model, not a curated record. Bases 6091 to 8775 code for a protein of 894 amino acids. The transcript has 24 exons. Lineage: Eukaryota; Metazoa; Chordata; Mammalia; Primates; Hominidae. Gene Ontology annotation, molecular function: ATP hydrolysis activity.